Brienomyrus brachyistius is the source of this 1161-nucleotide messenger RNA. Its product is annotated as mitochondrial nicotinamide adenine dinucleotide transporter SLC25A51-like. The record is from RefSeq and is a predicted model, not a curated record. The transcript is spliced from 3 exons. The coding region runs from base 92 to 949 and encodes 285 amino acids. Lineage: Eukaryota; Metazoa; Chordata; Actinopteri; Osteoglossiformes; Mormyridae.
CGCAGUUCUAGAACUAUGACGUAAAGAUCACAAUCUCGCCACUAUAAAUACUGACCGCGACCAACCUCUGUCAUUUACGACCAACUUCGAGAUGGCAGAGAAACGGCAAGAGCGUCCUGAGAGCGAGACACCAAACGGGCGAGGGAAGCAGUAUGUCUGCGGCGGCUGUGCUGGGAUGGUGAACAUCAUGGUCACCUUCCCAGUACAAAAGGUCCUCUUCCGCCAGCAGCUCUAUGGUUUAAACACGACUGAGGCCAUCCGACAGCUGCAGAGGGAUGGUUUGCGGACUCUGUACCGUGGCCUGCUGCCUCCACUUCUGCAGAAGAUGACUUCGAUGGCCAUAAUGUUUGGAUUUUCCAACGACAUGUCUCGGCUGCUGUCGCGACCCGGCAGCAGCCCGGGGCUAUUGACCAACAGCAUGGCGGCCGUGUUGGCAGGCACAAUGGAAGCCAGUCUGACCCCCUUUGAGCGAGUACAAACGCUGCUCCAAGACCAGCGGCACCACGUGCGGUUUAACAAUACCUUCCAUACAUUCCGGACCCUGGUGCGGGAAAAUGGUGUUCCUGAGCUGUACCGCGGCCUAGUGCCCAUCCUGCUGCGCAAUGGCCCCAGCAGUGCGCUUUUCCUAGGCCUCCGCGGACCGAUCAGGAACAGCCUGCCUCAGGCCGAGACCUACGCUGGCCAGUUGGCCAGUGAUUUUGUAUCUGGUGGCCUUCUGGGAGCAACACUGGGGUUUUUCUAUUACCCCCUAAACAUACUGAAAGCUCAUAAGCAGUCAAAGGUGGGUGGAGACUUUGAGUCUUCCUGGAAAGUGAUGCGUACCAUCUGGACCGAGCGGGGAGGAAAACUCAGCCAUCUAUACAAAGGGGCACAUCUUAAUUAUCACCGCUCCAUGCUGUCUUGGGGGAUUACAAACGCGGCGUACGAGAUUUUAAUGAAGGUCGUGUGAGCUGCUGGAAAGCCAGGGGAGCCUCUAAUGCCCCCAUCUCAGAAUUCAGGAUUGCUGCUCCACGCAUGAAUAAUGAUGGGUGCAGCACACGUGCUGUACAACAGGAAGUGCAGGGGCAGCAGUAACCAGAAGCCGGGAAAGGCGGCUCAUGACAGUGUGCGCUGACAUGAAAUAACACUGUGCUGUCAAUAAAUUACAGAUGUACUUAUCCA